AUGAAGAGUUUAACUCUUUCAGAGAUACUUUCUACUUUGAUUAAAGGUGUUGUAGAUUGUAUAGAACUAUUGUAUGAUGUAUUCCCAAUUGGAUGGCCUUGUAAAAUAAGUCGAUAUGUCGGUGGUACGUUUUACGUUAUAAAAGGGAAUAAUUUGAUUGUUAUAAGCACCGAGAGGUUUCUUUCAACCCGUGAUGUUCCUAAAACGUUCAGUGGUACCACUGUCCGUAAAUUAGUGUAUGCAGCGUGGAUUUCAGGGUUUUUAAUGGGAUUGUUUCCAGCAGCAACACUAAAUGGUGUAAGAUACGAUAUUAAUGCUACACAUUACACAAUCGUCUGUAAACCUGAUACCAGUUCUCUACCUAACAGAGUAAUUAUGGUAGGCUUUGUACUAAUACAGCUCGUCAUACCAAGCAUUGCUUUGAUUUGUAUGAACAUCAUCAUAGCCAGAAGGUUGUGGAAAGGAAGCAAAAGAAGGAUCGAUAUACAACGAGAUAACGCCAUUAGGGCGAGGAUGAGAUCACACCAAAUCAAAAAAACUAGUUUAAUUGUAAUUGUCACCAUAGCUACCGUUCUUCCUUAUUCAUUAAUAUUAUAUUACACAGCCUUUGUUGCUGUAGCUAAACCAUCGCUAGAUUUCCAGGAAGAUUUUGUGAUAAGGCAUUUUAGUCGGGUGCUAGUUUUUUCCAGCAGUGCUAUAAACUUCAUCAUAUACCUGGUUCAGAUGAAGGAUUUCCGUGUAUUUUUACUGAAACAUGUUUGCGGCAAGGGUGUUGGAAAUGCUCAAAUUAAUCCUAGUGUAGAAUAG
Molecule: messenger RNA, 807 nt
Organism: Porites evermanni
Lineage: Eukaryota; Metazoa; Cnidaria; Anthozoa; Scleractinia; Poritidae
Source: the annotation of a GenBank genome assembly